Molecule: messenger RNA, 907 nt
Organism: Actinia tenebrosa (Australian red waratah sea anemone)
Lineage: Eukaryota; Metazoa; Cnidaria; Anthozoa; Actiniaria; Actiniidae
Product: protein O-mannosyl-transferase 1
Biological process (GO): protein O-linked glycosylation via mannose
Cellular component (GO): endoplasmic reticulum; membrane
Molecular function (GO): dolichyl-phosphate-mannose-protein mannosyltransferase activity
Source: RefSeq, a predicted model, not a curated record
GUUUACGUCUGCUGGGCCUUGCAAGGUGUGCCAUUUAUCAUAUGUUAAUUUUUUCUGUCUAAAUUUAUGCGUGUUUUCAAAGUCCUAGCGUUUUCCAUGGCAAUUUAUCUUGAAAAUGAUGGUAAGUGAGGUGGCAAGUAGAAGAGGUGGAACGUUGCAGGAUGAGAAGCAAAUAGGAAUCAUCGAAGAAGGGGAACUAAAGGAAAGCCACGCGUCAGAAUCAUCGUUCCUUAAGGGUAAUGGUACCAGCUUGGUUGUUGAGGAAAAGGUUUCAACUGUGAAGAUAAAUAGUGUACCUGACCCACCUUUUGUCAUGAACAUGCAGCUUAAUGUUGUAUGGUUGGUCUUGUUAGGACUUUCCUUUGGUACACGAUUAUGGCAGCUAACUAUACCAAAAUAUGUGGUGUUUGAUGAAGUACACUUUGGAAAAUUUACGAACUUUUUUAUGCAAAACAAAUUCUUUUUUGAUGUUCACCCACCAUUAGGAAAACUCACUUUUGCAAUAACAGCUUACUUGUCUGGAUAUGAUGGAAGCUUCUCCUUUGAUGAAAUAGGACAAGCCAUCAGGUGUUGGUCAACUGAUGCCUGACUGUCAGUUGUGAGUCGCUCGGCUGCCACCCGCCUAUCAGUCAUGUGCAUCUAUCAGCCAAGCAUCAGCCGUAUAUAGCCUGGAUAAGGUUGCAUGAGCUUACAUGUAUAAUAUUAUAAUUAUAAGCUAUUAAGACUGAGUCAGCUGUCUUAUCUGCCUAUGGCUAUAGCCAUACAUAAUUUAUAUAAUAAUAAUCGUAAACUGAGAAUUAUAAAAUGUUUAUUAUUAAAAUGAACAAUUGUGGCAGUUCGGAGGAAUGCGACAUUUCGACCUCUACUGCUAGUCUUGAUCAGGCAAUGGCGUAGACUGCAAAGUGGU